Messenger RNA from Macrobrachium nipponense, 1336 nucleotides. Its product is annotated as maleylacetoacetate isomerase-like. Gene Ontology annotation, molecular function: glutathione transferase activity; maleylacetoacetate isomerase activity. Bases 145 to 783 code for a protein of 212 amino acids. The record is from RefSeq and is a predicted model, not a curated record. Gene Ontology annotation, cellular component: mitochondrion; cytoplasm. Gene Ontology annotation, biological process: L-phenylalanine catabolic process; glutathione metabolic process. Lineage: Eukaryota; Metazoa; Arthropoda; Malacostraca; Decapoda; Palaemonidae. The transcript has 8 exons.
CUUAUUGACGAUGGCUGACAUGGUAACCCUGGUUGCCGGGCUGCCCAGUGCCCACCGCCCAUUAUCCUAAAGGACUUGUUGUUAAGCCGGACACAUCCACCUGUUGAGAGUCAUCAAAAUCUACUUCUAGCUUGAUUGUUCAAAAUGUCAUCAAACCCUGUGUUGUAUUCAUAUUUUAGAAGCUCCUGCUCAUGGCGAGUCAGAAUUGUUUUGGCUCAUAAGGGGGUUGAAUAUGAGACCAGGGCAGUAAAUCUUCUAAAAAAAGAACAGGUCAGUGAUGAAUUUAAGAAGUCAAAUCCUAUGGGGCAGGUACCAGCCCUAUUCAUCAACAACCAAACCUUAACUCAGUCGAUUAGCAUCAUGGAAUAUUUAGAGGAAGUGUAUCCACAGCAGCCAUUGUUACCCAAGGAUCCAGUGCUCAGGGCAAAGGUACGUGAGAUUUGUGAAAUUAUUGGCUCUGGCAUUCAGCCUUUGCAGAACUUGUCAGUUUUGCAGAAAAUUGGAGAUGAGAAGAAAAUGGAAUGGGCACAGUUCCACAUUAACAAGGGUUUCGUAGCGCUAGAGCAGGUAUUAGCAAGAAGUUCUGGUAAAUACUGUGUGGGUGACCAAGUUUCCCUGGCUGAUUGCUGUCUUGUGCCUCAAGUCUACAAUGCAAACAGAUUCAAAGUGGAUAUGUCUGCAUUCCCAACAAUCUCUCGCAUACAUGAUGCUUUGACAUCUCUAGAGGCCUUCCAGGCUGCACAUCCCUCCAAACAGCCAGAUUGCCCAGAGGAUCUCAAAUAAGUUUAAUAAAAUUUUGUUAUGAUGAACUUUUCCAAAUUAAUUUCGUUUUUGGCAAUAUAUUUUUUUGGGGUAGAUAACACUGGAAAUUAUUCUCAUUAAAAUACUGUCUGUUUGGAAGUCGGCUCUUUCCUUAAUUGCAGUGGUCAUACUAUGGAAAUUUUCAGCAACAUCUCAAAUGAUUCUAUGGUUAUUAUUUUUCUGUCUUUCAAGAGAUUGUUUGCAUAAUUUUGAUUUUUGCUUUUAAGCUUCCUUGCUCUAUUUGGUAUGUGCAGUUACUGAUAAUUUUUGGGUGACUUAACAGGUGGUGGUAUGAUGUCAAAGUUAUUGUCAAUUCAGAGUGCUAUUCAGCAUCAAGUCUGUUAUAAUAGAAAUAUUAUUAAGCAAUGUCUUGUAGGAAAUUGGUUGGAAUUUACAGACUUCAGUAAUUGAACAUUAAUGGAAUAGAUUUCCAUGUAUACUUUGUUGUUACUUCAUAAAAGUUUAUCUGAAAAAGUUGUGGAAACUAUUGAUGUUUCUAUCAUAUUUUUUAAUGAAAUACAGUAUUUUGGUAAAA